UCUAUUUUUAUUCAUUUCGUUUGAUGAUAUCUCAUAUCUCCCUGUUACAUCAAGCAGGUUUCGAUUCGAGGUAGAGACUAGAGAGAGUCUUCAAGCAGGUUUGGGCUAAUUGCUUGAUUUCUAGUUCAUGGCAUCAGAGUCUUCAAACUCUGCUGAGGGUGUCCAGCGCCCUAAAAGGUCAUUAGGAUUUAUGGCAAAUGCCAUGAAACGGAAGGAUAGCUUCAUUCAACUCUUUGUCAUGACUGGAAUCCUACUACUAAGCAUGAGAUCUCUAGGCCAGAAAUACCGCAUCAAUGGUCUUCUUGAGGACACCUCUGCUCUCAGAGAAGAGCAUGAAACCCUUGCAGAAAGGAUGAAAAGCAUCAAAAGUAGUCUCCUCCAUGAAGCAGCUCUUGAUUCUACUGGUGUCUUUGCUUCCAGGCUUCAGUUCCUCUUUGAUGGUGAUACAUGAUUUGGAAUACCAAUUACUAAGUACUAAGUUCAUCAAUUCUGGAAUGGAAACCUCCACAUGGAACAGUUAAGAUUAUUUUCUUUUGCUUUGUUUGUAGAUCUGAUUCAGGGACAUGUCUUGCUGCUGCAGGGGGAUGUUGCUGGUGCUCUCAAUGUAUUUUGGAAGCAGAAAUGUUGGCUAUUUUGAAAGCUAUUAACUUUACUAAGUAGAGGAGCUGGCAGUGUCUUAUUGUGGAGUUAGACUCGUUAAUUGCAAUCGCUGCUCUCAAAUGGAGGGUCUACUGGUUUUCCUUGGACCUGUUUUUGGAUGAUAAUAUAAGAUUAUGCUUUAUACAUCUGGCUUUGGAUCUACUUGUUUUAGUUCAUGGUUCUAGGCAUUGUAGCCCAAGAAAGAAAAUAUCAAAAUUCUGAGGUGGUUCGGGGUUAAUAAAGUCCACCUCCAUGGAUUUUUGGUGGUGUUAUUGUCACUGUAAUAUCCUUGAUGAAAUAGUUAGUUUAUCCAACAAAAUUUGAGCUGGGUUUUUUUCA
Molecule: messenger RNA, 978 nt
Organism: Nelumbo nucifera (sacred lotus)
Lineage: Eukaryota; Viridiplantae; Streptophyta; Magnoliopsida; Proteales; Nelumbonaceae
Source: RefSeq, a predicted model, not a curated record